Molecule: messenger RNA, 4092 nt
Organism: Dromaius novaehollandiae (emu)
Lineage: Eukaryota; Metazoa; Chordata; Aves; Casuariiformes; Dromaiidae
Gene: RUSC1
Product: RUN and SH3 domain containing 1
Exons: 10
Coding region: 218-3649 (1143 amino acids)
Cellular component (GO): cytoplasmic vesicle
Molecular function (GO): protein binding
Source: RefSeq, a predicted model, not a curated record
CGGGCGCCGGGGCGGGGCGGCGGCGGGGCCGUGGCUCCUCCCCUCCCGGCAGCCGCAUUCGCCUCCCGGAGCCGCCGCAGCGCGCGGAGGUUUGUGCUGUGUGGCGCUGGUCUCCCACCUCCUGAUUGCACUUGAUGUUUGCGGGGAGCUGGAUGGUCUGACCAGAAGGGCUGUGGGGUUCUGCGCGGAGCUCGGGUGCUCCCGGCAAGCUAGCACCAUGCUGGCCCCAAAGAAAGGCCUGCUCUGCAACCUGAACCACAUCCACCUGCAGCACAUCUCCCUGGGGCUGCACCUCUCCCGGCACCCGGAGCUGCAGGAGAGCUCCAUCCCCACGGCUCGAGGAGACCAGACAGACUGCGGUGACUGUCAGGAGAACUGCGGGCAAGUUGAUGCCAAUUCCAACAAUCCUUCCUUGGAGUGCCAGUGCUGUGAAUCCCACAUGCAGCCGCCUGUGAAGCUGGGGCUCCAGAACCAGACAGCUCAGGAGGAUUUCCCCUGCCUGCACGCUGGGGAGGAUGUGGCUUCCCCUUGUGAUCCAGCUUCCACCUCCUCCUCUGUCAGUAGCUGCUCAGAUUUCAGCCUGGAUGACUCCCCAGUCUCUGUGUACUGCAAGGAGUUUGUGAGAGAAGAGCCCCAGUACCCUGAAAAUCAGCCCAACAUCAUUCCCAUAGAGGAUGCCCAGGAAGACCCACUGCUGGCUGAGCAGGGAGACACGUGUGAUGGGGGAGAUGCCAGCCUCGACCCCCUGGUGCUCCCCAGACCAGACACCCCGGCCGAGGAGACCCCUGACAGCCUCUGCAGCAGCAGCUCACUUGACUCCCAGUACGACGAACCCUCUCCCAACAUGGUGAUGCCGAAGACCCUGCAGCCUUCCCCCAGCAUCUGUGCUGACCUAGAUCCCAACUGCAACACCCUCCCCACACCUUCACUGCCAGGACACUGGGAUCACAAUCGGAACGCCACUCCGGAGCGGAGGCCCAGGUCUGAGAGCGUGCCCCCUCCCGUGCCACCGAGGCCCAGGAGAGGGCUGCAGGCGCUGGCCAGGCAUGAAGCGGAGCCGCCUGCCCUGCCAGAGAAGCCUGCUGAGCCGGAGCACGGCUCGGGAGAGCUCUGCAGGGAUGAAGGCAAGAAGACCAUCACCUCUUUCCAUGAGCUUGCCCAGAAGCGGAAGAGAAAUGCCACCGGGCCCGCUCUUGCCCAGACCAGGAGCGACCAGAGCGACUGGCUGAUUGUAUUCUCGCCCGACACGGAGCUGCCGCCCCCCAGUGAGCUCGUCCCCAGCACCAUGGGCCAGGACCCACCCCAGCUCCAGCUCCAGCCUGAGCGGCAGGUGAGACCUCCCAGUUCCAGGCAGAGAGAGGUGACCACCUUCAAGGAGCUCCGGUACCGCAGUGCUUUCAGCAAGCACAAGGUCCAGCCAGCUGGAGAGCAGCGAGAGGCAGCCGCCCCCCGGGACCCGCCUGCCCCCCCGGAAGUGCCUGUGGGCAGCAGCCCUGGCAGCAGUGAGAGCCCCGGCUGGAUGCGACCCGCACCUGCAGGGGAGCAGCUGCCGGCACCUGGGGAAAGCCACCAGCCAAAGAGAAGGAAAUCUCGGCCAGGGCUACAGCCCAUUGCAGAGGGACAGCUGGGUGACGUGGAGGAAGCGGGGCUGCCGCCGGAGAGCUGCUUCCCUGGGAAGAAGGGGCCAGGGCCUGUCUGCAAUAAGGAGGCACUGGUUUGGAGGCCCGGGGGGCCGGGCGGGGACCCCUGGGUGCCAGGCAAGGCAGAGAAAGGAGACGGGACCUGCAAGGAGGCCGGGCGCGCUCCGCCCGCCGCGGCCGCCCCGGGGCCGGACCCGCCUGGCCUGGCUGAUGCGGACGGAGCCCAGCGCCCGCCGGCGGCGCGGAAGAGAGCCCUGCUGGUCGCAGUCAGCGCCUCCGUGGACAAGAUUGUGGCUCACUUCAGCACUGCGCGGAACCUGGUGCAGAAGGCUCAGCUGGGAGACAGCUGGCUCAGCCCCGACGUGGGCUACCUGCUGCUGCACACCCUUUGCCCAGCACUCUAUGCCUUGGUGGAGGACGGGCUGAAGCCCUUCCAGAAGGAUGUUAUCACAGGCCAGAGGAAGAAUUCGCCCUGGAGCGUUGUUGAAGCCUCAGUGAAGCCAGGCUCCAGCACCCGCUCUCUGCACGCCCUGUGCUGGCAUGUGUCCAGGCUGGCUCCCCUCAACAGCACCAGGCAGCGGUUUCAUGCCUUUGUUCUUGGCCUUCUGAACAUUAAGCAGCUGGAGCUGUGGAUCUCCCACCUGCAGAAGAGCCCAGGUGUGAUCUCCAUGCUCUACUUUCCCACGGCCUUCUUUGCCCUGAGCCAGGGCCCCCUGCCCCAACUCGCUGAUGAACUGCUGCUGCUUAUCCAGCCCCUCUCAGUGCUGACUUUCCACCUGGACCUGCUGUUUGAACACCACCACCUCUCCGUGGAUGUGAGGCCCUUGCCCCGUCGGCCGGAGUCGCCCCCUUGUCCUGCCCAUCGCCCCUCUCGGAGGAUCAGUCUCCUCCCCGCUCAGGCCCAGGGGGUUGUGAAGCCCCAUCUGGAAGGCCUAAGCGGUACUGAAGCGGCAAGCCUGGAGUGUGAGAUUCUCCCUGGUCAUCUGGGGAGGGCAGACUUGAGAGGUGCAGAGGGAAGUACAAGAUCUCAGGCCCAAGCAGCUGUGCCUGGACCAUUCCCCAGCCCCCAGGUGGGGGCUGCCUUGCAGCACACACUCCAGCAUGUGCUGCGGUGGGGUGACCAGCUCAGUCGCACCUUUCUGGGAGCUGACACCCCCGUUGAGAACGUCAGGCAGGAGACAGGCCCUCAGGACACAGGGGGAGGCCUCAGCAGCUGGUGGGACCAGCUGAGCCAGGCCUCCAGGAUCUAUGUUGCUCCUAGUAAGGAAGGGUUCCCCUUCAUCCGGUGGACAAAGCUGCGGACGGCUGCAGGAGAUGCCAGCCCUGUCCAGACAGCACGACCCGAAGCAUCUGCAAAUGAGCCUAGAGGCACAGAGCUGCAGCUCCUUCAGACCAAAGCUGUCACUGAAUGCCCCAGUGCAGAUCCCAUCAGCAGUGCUGACAACUCUAGGGCCUCUUCCCCUGAAGAUCUCUUCCUGCCUGCUGGAGCCAGGGCAUCCACCAAGCCAGCUGCUCCCGCUACUGGAGAGAAGCUGCUGUUGGCCUCACCAGAGCCUUGUGCUGAUGGAAACCAGGCAGCCCCUUCUAACCCAGCAGCCGGCAGUCCUCCUGGCCCUGAGAAGGGCAGCUGGCUGGGCCGACUCUUCGGAGCCACCCGCCCGUCUGCCAGAGGCUUCCCUCUCAGUCUUGACACCACCGCAACUAGAUCCAGGAGACCCUCUAGUUGGCUGUCCCCAAGCAUGACUGUUCUUGCUGCAGCGAUGAAGGGGGGAGCUCCUGAGAAGACCUGUGCUCAAGAACAGCCAGCGAGGAGAAUGGCUGACCCGCCUCAGACCCACAGGGCGGUUCGGGCACUGUGUGACCACGCAGGCGCCGGUGCUGGCCACCUGAGCUUCCAAAAGGGGGACAUCCUGCAGCUGGUCUCCACCGUGGACGAGGACUGGAUCUGCUGUUGCCGUGGGAGCAGCACUGGCCUGGUUCCUGUCGGCUACACCUCCCUGGUCCUGUGACAAGGCCGGCGCUGCUGGAAGCGCUCGCGGUCCUGCAGGGGAUGCCUGCUCCAGUGCCAUCCUCCGCUGCUUGUGAGCAUGAAGCUACCUGCAUCCCGUGAGCUGCCGCUGUGUGUUUUCCCACAGCCGUGCUGGUGGUUUCCUCUGGGCCCCGUGUGGGAUGUGCGCUCGCUCUCGUUUGCUCAGCUGCUGCCUGUGACAGUGCGGAAGGUGGGAAGGAGCCUGCCCCUGUGCGUUGUUCAGUCUUGUGUGCUCUGUGUGCCAUUACGGCCUGUCACUGCUGCCUGCUCCAUGGCCCUAUCUCACCCCAGGGCGGGUGUCAUGGCCCAGGCCAGCCCCUGCUGCCCAUGCACAGUCCCAGCACUCUGUAAAUAGCCGUCACUGAAGGAACAAGCUUAUUCUUGGGGGAAGAGCUGGAAAUAAAGGUUGUGACUCACGUGUCA